GUUUGAGACUGAGAGGGGGAUGCGCAUAACUGUGGAAACUGAUCUCCAAGGCUUGAGCAAGGUUUAUGAUGAUCUGACCCUUCUAAAGACAGACUUGGAAGUUCAGAUUGAAGAACUGAGCAAAGACCUGGCCCUCCUCAAAAAGGAGCAUCAGGAGGAAGUUGACGUCCUUCGCCGUCAGCUGGGCAACAAUGUCAAUGUGGAGGUGGAUGCUGCUCCAGGCCUGAACCUGGGAGAGAUCAUGAAUGAGAUGAGGCAGAAAUAUGAAAUCUUGGCCCAGAAGAACCUUCAAGAGGCCAAAGAACAGUUUGAGAGACAGAGUGAAGCUCUGCAGCAGCAAGUCACUGUGAAUACCGAAGAGCUGAAAGGAGCCGAGAUCCAAGUCACGGAACUGAGACGCACCUACCAGAACCUGGAGAUAGAACUCCAGUCUCACCUCAGCAUGAAAGAGUCUCUAGAGCGCACCCUGGAGGAAACCAAGGCUCGUUACGCCAGCCAGUUGGCAGCCAUCCAGGGAAUGCUGAGCUCGCUCGAGGCCCAACUGAUGCAGAUCCGGAGUGACACCGAACGCCAGAACCAAGAGCACAAUAUCCUCCUGGACAUAAAAACCCGACUUGAGCAGGAGAUUGCUACCUACCGCCGCCUUCUGGAAGGAGAAGAUAUAGGGACCACAGAGUACCAGCUGUGCACUCUGGAAAGUAGGGAUAUCAAGAAAACCAGGAAGAUUAAGACCGUCGUGGAGGAGGUGGUGGAUGGCAAGGUCGUGUCCUCGGAAAUCAAGGAGGUGGAAGAGAGUGUAUAA
Messenger RNA from Cricetulus griseus (Chinese hamster), 802 nucleotides. NCBI's taxonomy places the organism in Eukaryota, Metazoa, Chordata, Mammalia, Rodentia, Cricetidae. The record is from RefSeq and is a predicted model, not a curated record.